UCCCGCCUCUCAGCCUCAGCCAGGCUCCGGGGCCGGGGGGCUCAACAUGGGGACUGAGUGUGUGGGCGUGCUGACCACCUCCCCACUGCGUGAGUGAGGCAGGACCAGGGAGGCCCAGGCGGCCGGCCCCUCUCCGAUUCUCAGAAGCUGUGGGGUGGGAUGGGGGGGGGGGCAGGGGUCCUGUGAAUCUGGGGCCCACAGCCACAAAUCCUUCCUCCUCCAGGCCUUUUUCCUGCCUCGGCCCCUCCCCAAGAGCAAACACACGUGGCCGGCUCGGGGGAAAGGACGGAGCCCUGCGUUGCCCAGGAGCUGGGCUUGGGGCCAAGACUUCUUGCUAUAUAAGCCCCGGGGCCCCCAGGGAGCGAGCACCGGGGCCCUCUGCCUCUCUGCCACCGGCCCGCCGCUGUGCCAGCCCCCAGGAUGGGUGCCCCGAGCGGGUGCCCGGCGCUGGCCUGGGCCCUUGUGGCCCUGCUCUCGGUGCAGAGGACAGAGACCCAGGGCAGCACGGAGCCUGCUGUGAACAGUCGGAGGGUGGACGUCGCUCGGAGCAUGACCAUCAUCCCGCCCAUCACCGUCUUCCCCACCAUGAGCUCCCUGAACGCCGCGCACAACGGGCGGGUGUGCAGCACCUGGGGCGACUUCCACUAUAAGACCUUCGACGGGGACGUCUUCCGCUUCCCGGGCCUGUGCAACUACGUCCUCUCCAUGCACUGCGGGGCCGCCUACGAGGACUUCAAUGUCCAGGUCCGCCGCGGCCUGGCCGGCUCCAGGCCUACCAUCACCCACAUCAUCCUCAAGACCCAGGGGCUGGUGCUGGAGGCCUCCAACGGGUCGAUCCUCAUCAACGGGCAGCGGGAGGAGCUGCCCUACAGCCGCGCUGGCGUCCUGGUAGAGGAGAGCAGUGUCUACAUCAAGGUUGACGUCCGGCUGGUGCUAACCUUCCUGUGGAACAGAGAGGAAGCCGCCCUGCUGGAGCUGGACCCCAAGUACGCCAACCAGACGUGUGGUCUGUGUGGGGACUUCAACGGACUCCGGGCGGUCAACGAGUUCUAUGCCCAUAACGCCAGGCUGACCCCUCUCCAGUUUGGAAAUCUCCAGAAGCUGGAUGGGCCCACAGAGCAAUGCCAGGACCCCCUACCUUCCCCCGCCAACAACUGCACGGAUAGGGAGGGCAUCUGCCACCGCACCCUGUGGGGCCCGGCCUUCUCGGAGUGCAACACGCUGGUGGACCCUGCCGUGUACGUGGCCGCCUGCACCCAGGAUCUGUGCCGCUGCCCGGACUGCCCGUGUGCCACCUUCGCCGAGUACUCCCGCCAGUGUGCCCAUGCAGGGGGACAGCCCCAGAACUGGAGGGGCCCUGACCUCUGCCCCUGGACCUGCCCCCUCAACACACAGCAGCGGGAAUGCGGCUCGCCCUGCGCGGACACCUGCUCCAACCCGGAGCGCUCCCAGCUCUGCGAGGACCACUGUGUGGAUGGCUGCUUCUGCCCCCCAGGCACGGUGCUGGAUGACGUCACCCACACGGGCUGCCUGCCCCUAGAACAGUGUCCAUGCACCCACGGCGGCCACGCCUACGCCCCGGGGGCCUCCUUCACCACCAGCUGCAGCUCCUGCACCUGCUCUGGGGGGCUGUGGCAAUGCCAGAACCUUCCGUGCCCUGGCACCUGCUCCGUCCAGGGCGGGUCCCACAUCUCCACCUACGAUGAGAGACUCUACGAUGUGCAUGGGGACUGCAGCUACGUCCUGUCCAAGAAAUGUGCAGGCAACGGCUUCACUGUGCUGGCCGAGCUGCGGAAAUGUGGCCUGACGGACAACGAGAACUGCCUCAAAAUGGUGACGCUCAGCAUGAACGGCGGGGACACGAUCAUCCAGAUCCAGGCCAGCGGCGGGGUAUUCAUGAACUCCGUGCAGAUGCGGCUGCCCGUGUCAGCAGCCAACAUCACCAUCUUCAGGCCUACGUCCUUCUUCAUCCUGGUGCACACGGGCCUCGGGCUGCAGCUGCAGGUUCAGCUGGUGCCCCUCAUGCAGGUGUUCCUCACGCUGGACCCCUCCUAUCACGGACAGAUGUGCGGCCUGUGCGGGAACUUCAACCAGAACCAGGCCGAUGACUUCCGGACCCUCAGCGGCGUGGUGGAGGGCACGGCCGCCGCCUUCGCCAACACCUGGAAGACCCAGGCCGCCUGCCCCAACGUCAAGAACAGCUUCGAGGACCCCUGCUCCCUCAGCGUGGAGAACGAGAACUACGCCCAGCACUGGUGCUCCCUGCUGACCGACCCUGCCGGAGCCUUCUCGCCCUGUCACUCUGUCCUCAACCCUGCACCCUUCCACUCGCACUGCAUGUUCGACACGUGCAACUGUCAGAAGAGCGAGGACUGUCUGUGUGCGGCCCUGUCCUCCUACGUGCACGCCUGUGCCGCCAAGGGGGUGCUGCUCAGAGGCUGGAGGGACGGCGUGUGCACCAAGUAUGUGAGCAGCUGCCCCAAGUCCCAGAACUACAGCUAUGUGGUGGCCGGCUGCCAGCCCACCUGCCGCGCUCUGAGCCAGGUCGACGUCACCUGCGGCGUCACCUUCGUGCCUGUGGACGGCUGCAUCUGCCCCUCGGGCACCUUCCUGGAUGACUCGGGUGCCUGCGUGUCCGCUGAGGCCUGUCCCUGCUACUUCCGUGGCUCUGCAGUGGCCCCGGGGGAGGUGGUGCAUGACGACAGCGUGGUGUGCUCGUGCGUGGGUGGGAAGCUGAGUUGCCUGGGAGCAGCGGAGCACAGGAGCUCAGGGUGCGCGGCCCCCAUGGUGUACCUGGACUGCCGCAACGUCUCCGCCGGCGCGCCCGGGGCCGAGUGUCUCAGGAGCUGCCACACGCUGGACGUGGACUGUUUCAGCACUCACUGCGUGUCCGGCUGCGUCUGCCCCCCGGGGCUGGUGUCGGACGGGAGCGGAGGCUGCGUGGCGGAGGAGGACUGUCCUUGUCUGCACAACGAGGCCGCCUACAAGCCCGGGGAGACCAUCAGGGUCGACUGUAACACCUGCACGUGCAGGAGCCGCAGGUGGGAAUGCAGCAGCAAGGCCUGCCUGGGCACCUGCGUGGCCUACGGGGACGGCCACUUCAUCACCUUCGAUGGCGAGCGCUACAGCUUUGAAGGAAGUUGCGAGUACACGCUGGCGCAGGACUACUGUGGGGGCAAUGGCACCGGCACCACAAACGGGACUUUCCGCGUCGUCACCGAAAACGUCCCCUGUGGGACCACGGGUGUCACCUGCUCUAAGGCCAUCAAGCUCUUCCUGGAGAACUAUGAGCUGAUCCUGCGUGAGGGCACCCACAGGGUGGUGCAGAGGGGGCCGGGCGGAGACCUGCCGUACAAGGUCCGGUACACGGGCGUCUACCUGACUGUCGAGACCCGCAGCGGCAUGGUGGUGUCCUGGGACCGAAAGACCAGCGUGCUCAUCCGACUACAGCAGGGCUACAAGGGCCGGGUCUGCGGGCUGUGCGGGAACUUUGACGACAACGCCGUCAAUGACUUCACCACGCGGAGCCAGUCCGUGGCGGGCAACGCCCUGGAGUUUGGCAACAGCUGGAAAUUCUCCCCGUCCUGCGCCGACGCCCCGGCCCCCAGGGACGCCUGCGCCGCCAACCCGCACCGCAAGUCCUGGGCCCAGAAGCAGUGCAGUGUCCUCAACAGCGCCACCUUCGCCGCCUGCCAUUCUCAGGUCGACUCCACCAAGUAUUACGAGGCCUGCGUGGGCGACACGUGUGCCUGUGACUCCGGGGGCGACUGUGAGUGUCUCUGCACGGCCGUGGCCGCCUACGCCCAGGCCUGCCGCGACGUGGGCGUGUGCGUGUCCUGGCGGACCCCGGACAUCUGCCCCUUGUUCUGCGACUACUACAACCGCGAGGGCCAGUGCGAGUGGCACUACCAGCCGUGUGGCGCGCCCUGCAUGAGGACCUGCCGGAACCCGGGCGGCCGCUGCCUGACCGACCUGCCGGGCCUGGAAGGCUGCUACCCAAAGUGCCCGCCCAGCAAGCCGUUCUUCAACGAGGACCAGAUGAAGUGCGUGGCCCAGUGCGGCUGCUACGACGAGGACGGGAACUACCACGACGUGGGCGCGAGGGUCCCCACGGCAGAGAACUGCCAGAGCUGUGAAUGCACGGCCGGCGGCCUCCAGUGCACGCACAGCCUCGAAGCCUGCACCUGCACCUACGAGGGCAGGACCUACCACUUCGAGGACGUCAUCUACAACACAACCGACGGGCUCGGUGCCUGUUUGAUCGCCAUCUGUGGAAACAAUGGGACCAUCAUUCGGAGGGCUGUGGAAUGUCCCGGAACCCCGUCCACGACACCCUUCACCUUCACCACCACCGUGACACCCCUCUCCACAACAGGCUCAGUCCCCACCUCCUCCACCGUGUGUGUGCGAGAAGUGUGCUAUUGGUCCGGCUGGCAUGACAGCAGCCAUCCAGAGCCUGGCCUGGCAGGUGGAGACUUUGAGACGUUUGUGAACCUGAGGCAGAGGGGCCAUGAGGUCUGCCCAGCCCCAGUGGCCAUUGAGUGCCGGGCACAGAAAUUCCCCCACAUCCCGCUGCAGCUCCUGGGCCAGAAAGUGGAGUGUGACGUGGCCCGGGGGCUGACUUGCCUCAACGGUGAGCAGAGCCACCAGCUAUGCUAUAACUAUGAGCUGCAAGUCCUCUGCUGUGACCACGUGCCCUGUGGCACCUCCCCUGGUGCCACCACCCAGCAGCCACCGGUCACCUCCCUGUCUGGCCCCACUGUCCAGUCCACGGCGGCCCCCACCGUCCAGUCCACGGGGGCCCCCACCCUCCAGUCCACGGGGGCCCCCACCCUCCAGUCCACGGGGGCCCCCAGCGUCCAGUCCACGGGGGCCCCCACCCUCCAGUCCACGGGGGCCCCCACCGUCCACUCCUCGGCCUCGGCCACCACCGCCUGUCAGCCCCGGUGUCGGUGGACAGAGUGGUUCGAUGAGGACUACCCCAAGUCCGAGGAGGCCGGGGGGGACGUUGAGUCGUAUGACAAGAUCAGGAGGGCGGGAGGGGCCGUGUGCGAGCAGCCGCAGGACAUCGAGUGCCAGGCCGAGAUCUUCCCCGGCAGGAGCCCCGCGGAGCUGGGCCAGCACGUGCACUGCGACCCCAGCUUCGGCCUGGUGUGCAGGAACGAGGAGCAGGCGGGCCUGUUCAAGAUGUGCUACAACUACAGGAUUCGUGUGCUCUGCUGCAGCCGCGACCACUGCACAGGGCCCACCGCCACCGCCGCCACCACCACCGGGCCGUGGACUCGGACGACCUCGCAGGGGACCCCGUGGCUCCCCUCGACGGGACCCACCCUGGCGUCAGGGACGACGCCAACCCACGUGGCUCCCACCGUCACAAGAGCAGCGGGCGCGACCGGCACCGGCACCAUCAGCCCACCGUCCACAGAGACGACCACGCCAACGACAAAGACGUGGCCGGGAACCCCGGGAACCGGGCCCACCACCGGCCAGGGCACGACGGGCUGUCAGCCCCAGUGCGAGUGGACAGACUGGUUUGACGUGGACUUCCCGACCUCAGGGGUGGAGGGCGGGGACAUGGAGACCUUCGACAACAUCAGGGCCGCCGGGGGCAAGCUGUGCCGGGAGCCCAAGGACAUACAGUGCCGGGCAGAGAGCUACCCCGAGGUCAGCAUCGACCAGAUCGGGCAGGUGAUCAGCUGCAGCCUGCAGACAGGGCUGGUCUGUAGGAACACGGACCAGAAGGGCCAGUUCAACAUGUGCUUCAACUAUAACGUCCGGGCGCUCUGCUGCCAGCCCUCCCCCCACUGCCCCACCUCCGCGGCCCCCAGCACCAGCGGCACUGCCCCUGGGGCUGUGACGUCACCGGGACCAGGGGCCUCCACCAGAGCAGUAACCCGGUCCCAGGCCUCUUCCCCCAGGAACACCCCGAUGGUCACUGUCCCCACCUCCCAGACAGGUCCCUCCUCCCCCUGGACCACCCAGACCCUUCCUCCUUGGUCUGGGACCACCCAGAUCCUUCCUUCUUCCCCCAGGACCACAGAGACCCCUCCUUCUUCUGGGACCACCUGGAGGGCCACUGUCCCCACCUCUCAGACAGGUCCUUCCUCCCCCAGGACCACCCAGGCCCCUCCUUCUUCUGGGACCACCUGGAGGGCCACUGUCCCCACCUCCCAGCCAGGUCCCUCCUCCCUCCAGACCACCCAGAGACUCUCUGUGGCCACCGGCCAGACGCUUCCUCCCUCUGCCAGGAUCACAGAGAGGGUCUCCAGCCCCAGCCCCUCCUCCUCUCCGGGCAUCCCCACGACGACCAGCAAGCCCACCUCAGCCCACACAACCACCACGGUCCCUGUGGUGACCUCCAGUGGGCGGACCACCCCCUGGUCCCGGCCCAGCAGGCCCACCUCCAGGACCACACCGCUCUCCACAGCCCCACGGCCCGGCUCCACCAGGCACACGCCGGCCCCCUCAUCCUCCCCACCGGCCCCCUCAUCCUCCCCGGGCUGCAGGCCACGGUGCGCGUGGACAGACUGGUUCGACGAGGACUACCCCAUACCGGGCCCCGACGGCGGGGACUUCGAGACCUUCGCGGUCUGGCGCUUGGCCGGGCACGUCUUCUGUGACCGGCCCCGGGACAUCGAGUGCCGAUCAGAGAAGGUGCCCGACGCGCCCCUGGAGGAGGUGGGGCAGGUGGUCCAGUGCAACGUGAGCUUUGGGCUGGUGUGCCGCAACCGCGAGCAGCCGGGGCCCCUGCCCUACUGCCACAACUUCCACGCGCGACUGCUCUGCUGUGAGGACUACAGCCACUGCGCCACCACCGCGGCCCCCUCCCUGUCCCCGGAGACCUCCCGUACCUCGGCGAUGCCCACCACCACGCCCACCACCGUCUCCCGCUCCCCGCCCAGCACCCGGGUCAGUGCGUCCCCGACGUGGCACACCGAGACCUCGUCCGGCCUCCCCGGCACCGUGCCCAGCACCGCCGGGGCCACCUCCAGCACCAGGACCUCCCCACCGCCCCCCACGACCGAGGCCACCAGCUCCCCGCUGAGCACCGCCCCGGGCUCCUCCACAGUCGCCUCCACGGCCACGUCACCAGCAGUCGGGUCCACGGCCUGCGAGCCUCGCUGUGCCUGGACAGAUUGGCUAGACGAGAGCUAUCCGGUGCCAGGGGCCUCUGGCGGGGACUUUGAGACGUAUGCCAACAUCCGGGCGGCCGGCAAAGCCAUCUGCAAGCGGCCCCUGGGCCUGGAGUGUCGGGCCGAGCUGCUGCCCGACGUGCCCCUGCAGGAGCUGGGCCAGGUGGUGCAGUGCAGGCUGGACGAGGGUCUGGUGUGCCACAAUCGUGACCAGGUCGGCCGGUUCAAGAUGUGCCUCAACUACCGCAUCCGCGUGCUCUGCUGUGACGACUACGGCCACUGUCCCAGCACCCUGGCCACCACGACGAUGACCCCCCGGGCCACCAGCCCGGGUCCGACCCCCACACUGGCGGCCAGUACCACCGUCUGGUCCCCAACGACCCCCAGUCCUACAGCGCCCGGCACGGGCCACACCGCGGCCACCUCCCCGUGCCAGCCCGCCUGCCGCUGGACGGGCUGGCUGGACAGUGACCAGCCCCUGCCCGGCCGCUUCGGGGGCGACAUUGAGACCUACUACCACAUCCAGGACACGGGCGGCCAGCUCUGCGCGGAUCCCGAGGCCAUCGAGUGCCAGGCCGUGCUCUUCCCGGACGUGCCCUUGGAGCGGCUGGGCCAGGUGCUGCGAUGUGACGUCAACUACGGACUCAUCUGCAGGAACAACCGGCAGAGAGGAGGCCAGACUUGCCUCAACUACCACAUCCGCGUGCUCUGCUGUGACGACUACAGCCACUGUGCCAGCUCUGCGGUCCCUCAGCCCACCAGCAGCAGCAGCAGCACAGGACAAAGGUCAUCGCAGGUUCCUGGGCCGCAGACGACGGCCACGCACCCCUCCUCCCCGGCCACCACCCGGAGGGUCACUGUCCCCACCACCCAGACCGUUCCUCCUUCCUCUGGGACCACCCAGACCCUUCCUUCUUCUCCUGGGACCACCCAGACCCUUUUUACUUCCCCUGGGACCACCCAGACCCUUUUUACCUCCCCUGGGACCACCCAGACCUCUGCUCCUUUCUCUGGGACCACCCAGACCCCUCCUCCUUCCUCUGGGACCACCCAAACCCCUCCUCCUUCCUCUGGGACCACCCAGACCCUUCCUUCUUCUUCUGGGACCACCCAGACCCUUUUUACUUCCCCUGGGACCACCCAGACCCUUCCUUCUUCCUCUGGGACCACCCAGACCCCUGCUCCUUUCUCUGGGACCACCCAGACACUUCCUUCUUCCCCUGGGACCACCCAGACCCUUUUUACCUCCCCUGGGACCACCCAGACCCUUCCUUCUUCCUCUGGGACCACCCAGACCCCUGCUCCUUUCUCUGGGACCACCCAGACACUUCCUUCUUCCCCUGGGACCACCCAGACCCUUUUUACCUCCCCUGGGACCACCCAGACCCUUCCUUCUUCCUCUGGGACCACCCAGACCCUUUUUACCUCCCCUGGGACCACCCAGACCCUUCCUUCUUCCUCUGGGACCAUCCAGACCCUUUUUACCUCCCCUGGGACCACCCAGACCCUUCCUUCUUCCUCUGGGACCACCCAGACCCUUCCUCCUUCCCCUGGGACCACCCAGACCCUUUUUACCUCCCCUGGGACCACCCAGACCGUUCCUCCUUCCUCUGUGACCACCCAGACCCUUCCUUCUUCCCCUGGGACCAUCCAGACCCUUUUUACCUCCCCUGGGACCACCCAGACCCUUCCUUCUUCCCCUGGGACCACCCAGACCCUUUUUACCUCCCCUGGGACCACCCAGACCCUUCCUUCUUCCCCUGGGACCACCCAGCCCCUUUUUACCUCCCCUGGGACCACCCAGACCCUUCCUUCUUCCCCUAGGACCACCCAAACCCUUUUUACCUCCCCUGGGACCACCCAGACCCUUCCUUCUUCCCCUGGGACCACCCAGACCCUUUUUACCUCCCCUGGGACCACCGAGACCCUUCCUUCUUCCUCUGGGACCACCCAGACCCUUCCUUCUUCCCCUGGAACCACCCAGACCCUUCCUUCUUCCUCUGGGACCACCCAGACCCCUGCUCCUUUCUCUGGGACCACCCAGACCCUUCCUUCUUCCCCUGGGACCACCCAGACCUUUUUUACCUCCCCUGGGACCAUCCAGACCGUUCCUCCUUCCUCUGUGACCACCCAGACCCUUCCUUCUUUCCCUGGGACCACCCAGACCCUUUUUACCUCCCCUGGGACCACCCAGAGCCUUUUUGUUUCCUCUGGGACCACCCAGAUCCUUCCUUCCUCCCAAAGGACCACCCAGAGGGUCUCUGUCCCCACCUCCCAGCCAGGUCCCUCCUCCCCUCGGACCACCCAGACCCUUUCUCCUUCUUCUGGGACGACCCAGAUCCUUCCUUCUUCCCCCAGGACCACCCAGGCCCCUCCUUCUUCUGGGACCACCUGGAGGGUCACUGUCCCCACCUCUCAGACAGGUCCUUCCUCCCCCUGGACCACUCAGACCCUUUCCCCUUCUGCUGGGACCACCUGGAGGGUCACUGUCCCCACCUCCCAGCCAGGUCCCUCCUCCCCCCAGACCACCCAGAGACUCUCUGUGGCCACCGGCCAGACGCUUCCUCCCUCUGCCAGGAUCACAGAGAGGGUCUCCAGCCCCAGCCCCUCCUCCUCUCCGGGCAUCCCCACAACGACCAGCAAGCCCACCUCAGCCCACUCACCCACCACGGUCCCUGUGGUGACCUCCAGUGGGCGGACCACCCCCUGGUCCCGGCCCAGCAGGCCCACCUCCAGGACCACACCGCUCUCCACAGCCCCACGGCCCGGCUCCACCAGGCACACGCCGGCCCCCUCAUCCUCCCCACCGGCCCCCUCAUCCUCCCCGGGCUGCAGGCCACGGUGCGCGUGGACAGACUGGUUCGACGAGGACUACCCCAUACCGGGCCCCGACGGCGGGGACUUCGAGACCUUCGCGGUCUGGCGCUUGGCCGGGCACGUCUUCUGUGACCGGCCCCGGGACAUCGAGUGCCGAUCAGAGAAGGUGCCCGACGCGCCCCUGGAGGAGGUGGGGCAGGUGGUCCAGUGCAACGUGAGCUUUGGGCUGGUGUGCCGCAACCGCGAGCAGCCGGGGCCCCUGCCCUACUGCCACAACUUCCACGCGCGACUGCUCUGCUGUGAGGACUACAGCCACUGCGCCACCACCCCCGCCACCACCCCGGCGCCCUCCCUGUCCCCGGAGACCUCCCGUACCUCGGCGAUGCCCACCACCACGCCCACCACCGUCUCCCGCUCCCCGCCCAGCACCCGGGUCAGUGCGUCCCCGACGUGGCACACCGAGACCUCGUCCGGCCUCCCCGGCACCGUGCCCAGCACCGCCGGGGCCACCUCCAGCACCAGGACCUCCCCACCGCCCCCCACGACCGAGGCCACCAGCUCCCCGCUGAGCACCGCCCCGGGCUCCUCCCCGGCUGCCUCCACGUCCCUGCCUGUCAUCGUGUGGACCUCGUCCACUUCCGUGGUCACCACCCCGAGGCCCCCAGCAUCCAGCAGCACACACUUCACCACCGGCUGCCUCUGCCGGGCAUACGGGCAGCUCUUCUCUCCCGGGGACGUGGUCUACAACAAGACGGACGGUGCGGGCUGCCACUUCUCUGCCAUCUGCAACCAGCGCUGUGACAUCGACCGCUUCCAGAGCACCUGCCCCACCUCCUCGCCCCCAGCCUCCUCGGCCCCGCUGUCCCCCUCCUCCGCAGCUCCUCCCUGCGACCUCCUUGUCCCUCCCCGACAGGUGAACGAGUCCUGGACCCUGCCGGACUGCACGGUGGCCCGGUGUGAAGGCAACAACCGCAUGGUGCUUCUGGAGCGGAAGUCAGCGGCCAGCGUGAGCUGCGUGAAUGGGCGUCGGCCAGUCAGAGUGUGGCAGGGGAGCGAGCCGUGUGACUUCCGUUUUGAGUGCGAGUGCUUGUGCAGCGGCUGGGGUAACUCUCACUACAACACCUUUGACGGCACCUCCUACUCCUUCGUGGACAACUGCACCCACGUGCUCAUGCGGGAGAUCCGCCCGCGCCACGGGAACCUCAGCAUCUACAUGCACAACUACUACUGUGGGGCCACCUCAGCCACUGCCCAGUGUCCCCGCGCCCUCAGCACCCGCUAUAAGUCCACGGAGGUCGUCCUCACCACCAGCACCGGCGCCAACAGGCAGGAGGAGCCCCUGAUAUUGUUUGACCGAAAGCAAGUGAGCCCGGGCUUUGCAAAGAACGGCGUGAGCGUGUCCGUGACAGGCACCACCACGAUGGGCAUCGACAUCCCUGCCCUUGAUGUCAGCAUCAGCUUCGACGGGCACGUCUUCCAGGUCCGGCUGCCCUACACCCACUUCAGCCACAACACGGAGGGCCAGUGCGGCACCUGCACCAACAGCCAGACAGACGACUGCCGCCAGCCAGACGGCACCACCGCCCCCACCUGCCAAGACAUGGCCCAUACCUGGCUGGUCCAAGAGGGCAGCAGGGAGGACUGCGGGGCACCCACCCCCCAGCCCCCGGUACCGCCCGCCGUGCCCACCUCCUCCCCAUGCCCCCCGGCACCUGUCUGCGAGCUGUUGCUGAGCCCGGUCUUCGCAGAGUGCCACGGCCUCAUCCCGCCGGGCCCGUUCUUCAGCUCCUGCGUCAGCGAUGGCUGCCAAGCCGACCGCCAGGCGCCCUGCAAGAGCCUGGAGGCCUACGCAGCACUCUGCCGUGCCCAGGGCGUGUGCAGCAGCUGGCGCAACGCCACCGGCGGGCUGUGCAACUUCACCUGUCCGUCCGGCAAGGUGUACCAGCCGUGUGGCCCCGCACAGCCCGCAUCCUGCGACUCCAGGCGCCAGAGCGAGGUGGGCAAGGGGCUGGCGGAAGGCUGCUUCUGCCCGGAUGGACACACCCUCUUCAACACGCACACAAACGUCUGCGUGCGCGAGUGCGGCUGUGUGGGACCAGACGGGUUUCCCAAAUCUCCCGGGGAGCGGUGGCUCAGCAACUGCCAGGACUGCGUGUGUCACGAGGGCUCCCUGUCGGUGCGGUGCACGCCCGUGCUGUGCGAAGCCCAGGACCGGCCCCUGCAGUGCAGCCGGGCGGGCCUGGUGACUGUGACCAGGCCUGUGGCUGACAAGCCGUGCUGCCUGGAGACGCUGUGCGUCUGCAACACGACCACCUGCCCCCAGAGCCCACCCAAAUGUGUGCCGGGAGAGGAGCUGGUGGCCACCCAGGAGGAGGGCGACUGCUGCCCCACCUUCAGCUGCCGACCUAAGCUGUGCACCUACAAUGGCACCGCCUAUGGGAUCGGUGCAACCUUCCCAGCGGUCACUCCCUGCCACACAUGCACCUGCCUGUCCGUGGACACCCAGCACCCAACGGUGCAGUGUAAGGAGGACAACUGCAGCACGACCUGCCCCCAGGGCUUCCAGUACCAGAAGGUGGAGGGACAGUGCUGUGGGGAGUGCGUGCAGACAGCGUGUCUCACGCCGGACGGCCGGCUGGUGCAGCCCAGCGAGACCUGGGUCAGCAGCCUCGUGGACAACUGCACGGAGUACCGCUGCGACGCCAAGAACGGGCUCCACGUGCUCACCCCGAGGCCGCGGCCCUGCCCGGACCCGUCCAGCUGCAAGGGCAUCCUCAGGAAAACUGGCUGCUGCUACUCCUGUGAGGAAGUGGACUCCUGCCAAGUCCGGGUCAACAGGACGGUCCUGAGACACCAGGGCUGCGCCACCCAGGCCCCGGUCAACGUCACCUUCUGCGAGGGCUCGUGCCCAGGAGUGUCCAAGUUCUCCAUGGAGGCCCAGGCCAUGCAGCGUCAGUGCACCUGCUGCCAGGAGACAAGGCUUCACGAGGAGGUGGUGACCAUGCAGUGUCCCGAUGGGACAGCGGUCCAGCACACCUACACCCACGUGGACGAGUGCCGCUGUGCUCCGUCCUGCGUUCCUGCUCCCGAGGCUCCCGAGGACAGCACCCCCAUCUUCUCGGUCUAGGGGUCCACCACUGGCUGUUGCCAUUCUGACCCCAUCCCACAAGCUCCCUCCCUCCCCUCCGGAGCCAGAACACUCACUACCCGACCGCGGAUAGCCGGGCCAGCCUGCUGCAGGAGUCCGAGCACACCCUCCACCCGUGCCCUCGCAACGCCUGCGCCCUGGAGGUGAUGGUGCCAUGACGGCCUGCCUGAGGGGGGCUCCAGGAGGGGGCCUUGCCCUCGGAGCCCCUUCAGCACGUCUUGGCCACCUGCCUGGCCAUCAGGGCCGACCCCUCAUUUGAGACACAAGCACCUGCUCCGUCCGGACUCGCCCCCUUCUUGGUGUCAGAGGUGUGCCCCAUAGCCAAGUGCGCAUCAGCUGCCAUGCUGCUCCCCGCACUGUGGGCCUGCCCCCCGCUGCUCCUCAAAGCCCCGGGGAACAGAUUCCUGCUGGCCACCUCCUGCAGCAGAAUUCAGGCUGAGGCCCGUCCAGGCAAGGCCAGGCCGGCAGCCUCCAGGGAGCGGUGCCAGGCAGGCCCAUGUCUGGACCCAGGCGUGGGGUUACCAUGGCCGACAGGAGGGCCCCGGGCAGGGGUGGGGGGCGUCGGAGCUCCCUCUGCUCACUCCACCCCGAUCUUGCAAAUAAACGCUGAGCAUCGUGUACAUGUCUUGGCCCUGGAGUCUUUUCCGCCAACUGAGUGCCCCCCUCCGUGUGUCUGUGGGCCAGGCAGGGCCCCUCAGGCUGUAUAGCACCCCCAGGGCUCGUGCCGGACCCGCUGGGAGGGACAGGUGGGUGAGGGGCAAGGAGGCCCCUCGGGGUCAGUCUUGGGCUGUGGGGAAUUGGCUGGGGCCAGGCGUGAGUCAUCAUUUCAAACACACGGGAUUUAUAAGGAGACUGUUUCACUGGUGUCGGAAGACUGGAAAACCCGCUGGCAGCAUGGACGCAGCCCAGGGCCGUGUCAGCGCAGGC
Messenger RNA from Leopardus geoffroyi (Geoffroy's cat), 14025 nucleotides. RefSeq names its product mucin 5B, oligomeric mucus/gel-forming (gene MUC5B). Gene Ontology annotation, molecular function: protein binding. The transcript is spliced from 50 exons. The record is from RefSeq and is a predicted model, not a curated record. NCBI's taxonomy places the organism in Eukaryota, Metazoa, Chordata, Mammalia, Carnivora, Felidae. Bases 421 to 13077 code for a protein of 4218 amino acids. Gene Ontology annotation, cellular component: extracellular matrix.